Strongylocentrotus purpuratus (purple sea urchin) is the source of this 1350-nucleotide messenger RNA. Its product is annotated as monocarboxylate transporter 3-like. The coding region runs from base 1 to 1350 and encodes 449 amino acids. Gene Ontology annotation, biological process: transmembrane transport. The record is from RefSeq and is a predicted model, not a curated record. NCBI's taxonomy places the organism in Eukaryota, Metazoa, Echinodermata, Echinoidea, Camarodonta, Strongylocentrotidae. The transcript has 4 exons. Gene Ontology annotation, molecular function: monocarboxylic acid transmembrane transporter activity.
AUGGUCGAGCGUCUUGAGUCAGAUUAUGCUACUGUCGGAUUGAUAUGUAGCUUGCCUGCUGCAUUGAUGUAUCUCGGAUGUCCUGUUGUAGCACUCUUCUUGCCGAAGAUUAACCAUCGUGUUGUCGCUAUGUUAGGCGGAGUGUUGUGUGGAUCAGGUAUUAUUGCAUGCGCUUUCAUCAAAAACAGAGUAACUGUUGGAUUCUGUCUCGCAUUAUCAGGUGUUGGCUUGUCAAUGUCCUUCAUGCCAACCAUCCUUGCACUGAAUGAUUUCUUUGGAGAACAAUUCGUUUUGAUGAACACAAUCGCGUCAUAUGGCUACACCGCCGGGUCAAUGCUGCUCCCUGUUGUAAUGGAAUGGUCCUUCGAAGCGUAUGGCUAUGCAGGGGCGUUUCUUAUCCUUGGAGGUAUCGCUCUUAACCUUGUCGCGUGCGGUGCAACGAUACGCAAGACACUAUUAAACGCCGCUACAAAUAAAGACAACAUUCAUGAUAAAGUGAAAGAGAAACAAAAGUGUCUUCCUAAAGGAGAGUCCGCAAAACAAACAGAAGGUAACCGUUAUCGUGAGGAGGAGGAAGAUGAGGAAAAAGAGGAGCAGGAGGAACAAGAAGAGGAUAUUGAAGAGUGCGUCUCGGAGGAAAGGCGUUUGAUUCAAACCGAGAGACGUAAUGUAAUUAAGCAGGAGACAUCACGGAAUGUGCGCUCAUCUUCGACAAGCGCCGUUUUUCAAACCAGCAAACGGUUCUGUGGAUUAUUAAACGAACCACUUUAUCUCUUCACCAUCCCGAUUCAUUUCUUGAUAAUUUUCUCCAUUUAUUCGUGGAUGCUGUUUCUGGUCCCCCAUGCUGAACAUCUGGGAAUCCCUUCUUCCAAAGCAAUCUUCCUAUCUACAAUUGGCGGCACAGGUGGCAUCAUCGGUCGGACCAUCUUCAUCAUCCUAGUCGGUAAAGGCAUCAAUGUCUAUGUCGUCUACAUCGUUAUAGGCCUCAUCGGCACGGCAUCAUUUCUACUGGACUUUAUCAGUGCUGCUUACGCGGUGCGUGUUACCUUGGCUUUUGUCCAAGGUUUCUCCUUCUUCAUCGAGGAUGCUAUCAUGUCCAGCUUAUACAAAGAUGCAGUCUUUGAUGAUCGGAAUUUCAACAUGGCCGUGGCUCUCAGUGUUUUCGCGGGAGGACUAGGGGCGAUAUGUGCCGGAACAUUUACAGGUUAUCUGUUUGAUGUCACCAAGUCGUUCACAAGGGUGUUCAUCAUCAUCGGCUUCAUUCACGCCGUUAUGGUCGUUCAUCUCUUCAUCGUAGCGAUCCUCAUCAAGAAACGACGACAAGAUACCAUCUGUGAUGUUGACGACUGA